AUGUCUCCUCUUCCUGAAGGCAAGGUCAAAGUUAAAGUUGACCACGGGGGAGAAAUUAUUGAGGUGGAUGAAGAGGACAUUGAAAAGGCGAACCCUCCCCAAUUUGACAAAACUGAGGAUCUCACAACUCUUCGAUACCUGAAUGAGUCAAGUAUUCUUCAUAUCCUUCGUCAGCGGUAUGGUAGUAACCUUGUCCACAGUUAUGCUGGACCUACCAUGAUUAUCAUCAACCCCAUGGCACCUCUGUCCAUCUAUUCAGAAAAGGUUGUGCACAUGUUCCGGGGAUGCAAGCAAGAAGAUAUGCCUCCACAUAUCUAUGCUGUGGCACAACAUGCACACAGAGAACUCCUGAGCAACAGGAUUGACCAGUCGAUAUUGUUGCUUGGCCGAAGUGGCAGUGGAAAAACAACCAGCGCCCGACACUUGUUGCAAUACCUUAUUUUGGCGUCUGGCAGUGUCAACAAUUAUUUGACAGUUGAUAAACUGAAUGCCAUGGAAAUGUUGUUGGAAUCUUUUGGAAAUAGUCGGAUUCUUCUCAACACCAAUGCUACAAGGUUCACUCAGCUCAUCUCACUUGAUUUUGACUUCUCAGGACAAGUUUCAUCUGCCACAAUUCAGACUUUAAUGUUGGAGAAAUCACGUUUAGUACGUCGCCCAGAAGGAGAACCUAAUUUCCACAUUUUCUAUUACAUGCUGACUGGGGUUGACUCCCAACUAAGAAAUGAACUUCAAUUGACCUGCCUGACAGAUCCUAAUCAAUUCAUGACCCCAUUGCAGAGGAAUGAAGACAGACAAAAAGCUGCACAGUUUUGGGCAAAAGUUAAUAAUGCCAUGGAAAUUCUUGGAUUCUCUCAAGAAGAAAUGAAGGCUAUUUUCUAUGUGUUGGCAUCAAUCUAUCAUCUGGGAGCUGCAGGUGCCACAAAAGGAAAUAACAACAAAUCACAGUUUUCCAAACCUGCUGCAGCUCAAAAAGCAGCUUCCUUACUUGGUAUCAAAGUGGAAGAACUAUCUCGUAUGAUUUUUAGCCCCUCUACAGGCUCAGGUGGAACCCUUACCAGAAGCGCCUCUAUGAGAAUUUCAAAUGCAGCUGAUCGUCAAGCAGGGGAGACAAGUACAUCUGCCUUUGAUGCUUUAGAAGGAUUUGUCACUGGACUCUAUUCUGAGUUAUUCAAUGUUGUUGUAGCUUUGAUCAACAGGGCUUUGACCACAAACUAUCGUAAUCUUGGUUCUAUCACAAUUCUUGACACACCUGGAUUCCAGAAUCCAGCUUCUUGUGGCCGUCAGACAGGGAGCACAUUUGAAGACUUGUGUUGCAAUUACAUUCAAGAAAGAUUGCAACUUUUUUUCCAUGAUGCCACUUUUACUUUGCAGCAGGACCGAUAUUCUCAGGAAAAUAUUGAAUGUGAUUUUGAAUUUGUGAACACCAGUCCUGCUGCCAUGGUGUCUCUGAUUGAUAGACCUCCUCAACAGACACUGCUUAGAUCUUCCAAUCCUGAUCUUCGUGAUUCUGAUAAAAAAGGUUUACUUUGGAUGCUUGAUGAUGAAGCCAUUUUUCCUGGUGCUACAGAAGAUUCUUUCAUGGAACGCCUUUUCACUCAACAUGGUGACCACCCUGUACGACGAGACAGUCUACUCAGGAAAGGGUCUCUUGGUCACACCUUUAUUCUUAACCAUUUCCAAGGAACAAAUCCUGUCCAAUAUAAUGCAACAGGUUGGUUGAAAGUGUGUCGGGAAAAUGCAGUCAGCAAAAUUGCCAUUCAUGUCUUACAAGACUCUAGCAGGGACAACAUAAGUGAGUUAUUUACUACAAUGCGAGGUCCUGUGUCUACAACAGUCAGUGGCUCAAUUGUUGGAGAGAAACCAACUUCGUCUUUGCGAAGAGCAGCCAGUAUGAGGCGAACUUUUACAUCGGGUGGAGCCAACAUCAAACGAAAGUCCAUUUGCUUGCAAAUCAAACUACAAGUUGACACUCUAAUUGAAACCCUGCGCCGUACCAAGUGCCACUUUGUUCAUUGCAUGCUGCCCCAAGCCAAUGCCGGACUCUGCGAAGUGAAGACCAGUCAGACAAACAGCAGCAGUGCUGAGACUAAUCUUCUUAAUGUUCCUCUUGUCCGUUCUCAGUUAAGGGGAGCAGAAACUCUGGAGGCCAUACGUAUAUUCCGGCUAGGUUUCCCAGACUUCAUGCAAUUCACUGAAUUUAAACACAGAUUUGAUGUUCUUGCUCCACCAGGCCCAAAGAGCGAUUCCAUGGAUGAACGACAGGCUAUCAAGCAGUUGAUUGACCACAUGGAUAUUGACAAACUAAAUUACCGAAUUGGACUCAGUCAGUUUGCUAUAUGUUACUCACUAUAUCAGAAACCUACUUUUCUCUAUUUCUUUCUCAAUGGUCUCUGCAUUCUCUUUCCAUCAGUUUUUCUCUUUCUCAGCAUCUUUUUCACUACUGAUCACAGAGUCUCUCUUUCUCUAUCAUUCUUUCUAAUUUUCUAUCCUUUCACUUUUUGUUUCUUUCCUUUUCUAUAUAACUAUAUCUUUUCUUCUAACUUUUUCUUUAUCUUUUUCCCUCUCCAUAUAACUAUGUGUAUUUCCUUUCCUCUCAUAACUUCCUGA
This is a messenger RNA of Acanthosepion pharaonis, 2607 nucleotides long. NCBI's taxonomy places the organism in Eukaryota, Metazoa, Mollusca, Cephalopoda, Sepiida, Sepiidae. The record is from the annotation of a GenBank genome assembly.